CUCUCUCCGCGUCUCACCGCGCUCCCUCCCUCUCCGUGUCUCACUGCUCUCCCUCCCUCCGUGUCUCACUGCUCUCCCUCCCUCUCCGUGUCUCACUGCUCUCCCUCCCUCUCACUGCUCUCCCUCCCUCUCCGUGUCUCACUGCUCUCCUCCCUCUCCGCGUCUCACCGCGCUCCCUCCCUCUCCCCGUCUCACCGCGCUCCCUCCCUCUCCGCGUCUCACCGUGCUCCCUCCCUGGCUGACCGCGCUCUCCCUCCCUGGCUGACCGCUCUCUCCCUCACUGACCGCUCUGUCCCUCCCUCUCUCCCUCUCUCCCUCCCUCCCUGUCUGACCGCUCUCUCCCCUUCUCCCUGUCUGACCCCUUCCUCCCUGUCUGACCGCUGUUUCCCUCCCUCCCUGUCUGACUGCUCUCUCCCCCUCUCCCUGUCUGACCCCUCUCUCCCUGGCUGACCGCGCUCUCCCUCUCUCCCUGGCUGACCGUGCUCUCCCCCUCUCCCUGGCUGACCGCUCUCUCCCUCCCUCCCACAGAUGCAAUCCCUCACUUCCUGUGAGUGUACCGUGUGCCGGGACUGUUUCAAGAAUUAUUUCACGUUCACCGUGCGGGAGAAGCACAUCAAAAACCUUGUGUGUCCGGGCUGUUCCAAACCCGAUAUUGACGACGAGGGACAGCUCCUCAGCUACUUCUCCACCCUCGACGUGCAGUUGCGGGACUGCCUGGAUGUUGACGUCUACAACCUCUUCCACAAGAAGCUGACGGAGCGGACACUGAUGAAGGACCCCAACUUUAAGUGGUGCACUCACUGCUCGAACGGGUUCAUUUAUGACGGGAACCAGAGCAAAGUGAUGUGCCCGCAGUGCAAAGGCAGCUUCUGCUUCGAGUGUAGGAGGCCGUGGGAGCCACAACACCAGGGAAUCAGCUGUGAGGAUUUCCAGAACUGGAAGAGGGAGAAUGAUCCGGAGUACCAAGCACAGGGCCUGGCAGCCUACCUGAAAGAGAACGGGAUUGACUGUCCAAACUGUAAAUUCCGAUACGCACUGGCGAAAGGGGGCUGCAUGCACUUCAAGUGUUCGCAGUGUCAGCACGAAUUCUGCAGCGGAUGUUACAACACCUUCCUGAACAAGAAAAAAUGCACGGACCCAGUGUGCCGCCUGAAGGAGACCCUGCAUGCACACCACCCUCGGGACUGUCUGUCCUAUCUGAGGGACUGGCCAGUGAACAGACUAAAGACUCUGCUGCAGAACAACAAGGUGGCGUUUGACACAGACCCUCCCACUGGUGCUGAGCUGACACCAGGAGGUCGCUGUCGAGUCAUGGAGCAGAGGGAAGUGGGGGACAAUCUCACCGAUGCACCGUGUGGGGCAGAAGCUCACAACGGACAUGCAGGACUGUGCGAGUCCCACUAUAAGGAAUACCUGGUCAGCCGCAUUAACAGCCAUUCGCUCGACCCGGCCCAGCUCUUCAAUGAGGAAGAGAUGCAGCGACACCUGGCGCGGUGUGGCAGAACGCAGCCACCCAGAGCAGCGGGCGAGGACGAAGCUACGUAUAGGAACCGGCUGUUCCAGGCCGUCACCAGUAUUCCACUGGGAGACAAAAUCCCAAGGGUGAGGAAGUGAGCUCAGAUCCGGAAUUCUACCUGAAUCAAGGCCAAGAGUAAAGUUUAUUCAAUAAAGCAACUGCAAAAUGGA
Messenger RNA from Rhincodon typus (whale shark), 1686 nucleotides. RefSeq names its product E3 ubiquitin-protein ligase RNF31. The transcript has 10 exons. NCBI's taxonomy places the organism in Eukaryota, Metazoa, Chordata, Chondrichthyes, Orectolobiformes, Rhincodontidae. Gene Ontology annotation, cellular component: LUBAC complex. Gene Ontology annotation, biological process: protein linear polyubiquitination. Gene Ontology annotation, molecular function: ubiquitin protein ligase activity; K48-linked polyubiquitin modification-dependent protein binding; K63-linked polyubiquitin modification-dependent protein binding. The record is from RefSeq and is a predicted model, not a curated record. The coding region runs from base 529 to 1614 and encodes 361 amino acids.